Babesia ovata is the source of this 855-nucleotide messenger RNA. Its product is annotated as haloacid dehalogenase-like hydrolase family member. NCBI's taxonomy places the organism in Eukaryota, Apicomplexa, Aconoidasida, Piroplasmida, Babesiidae. Bases 1 to 855 code for a protein of 284 amino acids. Gene Ontology annotation, cellular component: cytosol. Gene Ontology annotation, molecular function: phosphatase activity; magnesium ion binding. The record is from RefSeq and is a predicted model, not a curated record. The transcript is spliced from 2 exons.
AUGUCGUCGACAUCUACAUUCGUUCCUCCCAGCGACCCUCCGAAAUACAUCGGCAUCGAUGUGGACAACACGUUCCACACUCACGACGUCGCACAUUUCGCUAAAAACAAAAAAGCAUUCCGCAAACUUCUGGAGUCCGGCUAUCGCCCGCUAUUCGCUACAGGCCGCCCGCUCGCAGUAGCCCAGUACGUCCUAGACGAACUCUCCACCGACGGGGUAUACAACGGUUACCCAGGUGUUUACCAAAAUGGAGCUACUGUGUACAAUGAACGCGGUGAGCUUGUGAGGAAAGUCAAGUUUAGCGAAUCGUUUUUGCGCGAUUUCUGCGCCAUGGUCAAAGCCAGAUCUUUGGAGCAGAUUGUGGUCUUCCUAACGGCCUCGGAGAUGUACGGGCUCGUAGAGGACUCGGCAUGCUGGAAGAAGAUGUGCGAAGUCUGGGAUCUGACUGCGAAGUUGCACGUGGUCUCCGUUGAGGAGAUCGUAAAGGCCGACAUCGUGCAGAUUAUGGUUUCCAAGUACAAGGACCUCAGAGACCACAUCCCUGGCGAGGCAGACGUUGACUUCACUGGCAAGGUCGGAACAUGCGGACUCACUGACGUGAACCCGCCGCGCGUGAACAAGUUAGAGGGGAUGCGUGCACUGCUGACCCAUGAGAAGGCCAACACUGCUGACUUCGCCUUCAUCGGCGACGGAUCCAACGACGUGGAAGCCCUGCAGGCCUCAAAGUGGUCAUUCGCCGUGGGGAACGCCUCCGACAGCGUGAAGGCUACCGCCAAGAACGUGCUCGAGGAAACCUGCGACCAAGCCGCCUUCGCAAAAAUGGCCGAGCUCCUCUACGGAAUCAACGUAGAGUAG